AUAUAAAAAAUUCUAAUAUUGUACCAUUUCAACAAUUUGAACUUUGUUAAUUAUGUAACCAAAAAAACCUCCCCAUAAUAAUAUGCCUAACAACAAAUAUUCCCAAAACAGAUUUUCCUUACAUUUCACUAAUUACUUUCUUCUUCUCUAAAUUCUCUACUCAAAAUUCAUCCAUGGCACAACAAUUUCCGCCAUGGAUUCUCACCUUCACCUUCAUCAUGAUCACCAUCAAUCUCACUCUCCCAGUUCUCUCUUUCUCUCCUCAAAACAUAGAAACCACCUACCCAUACCCAAACCCAUCUCCACCAACCUCUUCUCCCCUUCCAUCAAAACCCCCAUCUUCAAAUUCACCCACUCAACUUCCGACGCCGGUCGAACCAGCGGCGACGACGGGUCCUUCCACGUCAUCAAAAGGGAAGAUAGCUAAGGUGGUAGCCGCUACGGCGGUUAGUACUGUGGUGGUUACUGCCGCAGCUCUCUUUUUCGUUCAACGAUAUAUGGUCGCUAAAAGAAAGAGAGAGAAUGGUGCCGUCGCGGUCGCCGGCGCCGCCGCUGGCGGCGGCGGCGGCGGAGGGCCGGUUGUGCAGACGAUUGGUCGGAGUGAGUUUGUGAGGUAUGAUGGUGGUUUUAAGGGUUUCAUUGUUGAUGAAAAUGGUCUUGAUGUUUUGUAUUGGAGAAAACUUGAGAUGAAAAAUAAUAAUAAUAAUAAUAAUAAUAAUUCAAAAGAAAAUGGUAAUGAUGAUAAUCGUCGCCGGAGAAGGAAUGAAGCUGUUCAAGAGAUUCCUUUACUCAGGGGAAGAUCAUCAAGUUCUCAUGUAGUUAAAGUUGUUGUUCCGGUAGAAGAAGAAGAACCCGAAACUCGAUCGUCGUCGUCGUCUUCGUCGGCUCCACCGCCUUCGGCUCCUCCUACGCCUCCACCUCCACCGCCACCACCCCCGAAAAAUACUUCUGCUCCUGCUCCUCCGCCUCCUCCGCCGCCUAAGAGGCAUAAUUUGCAUUCGGUUCCGAAACCGCCAUUGGGAUCAAAAGGAGGUAAGGAGGAGGCAACAAUGUCUACAACAGCACCGGUGAAAUUGAAGCCGUUGCAUUGGGAUAAGGUGAAUACGAAUGCUGAACAUUCCAUGGUUUGGGAUAAAGUCAAUGACAAUGGCUCAUUUAGGUUUGAUGGAGAUUUAAUGGAAGCUCUUUUUGGAUGUGUUGCAACAAAUAGAAAAUCCCCAAAAGGAAACGAAGCACCAAAAGCUAUAAAUGCUCCCCCACCUCAAGUUUUCAUACUAGACAACAGAAAAUCACAGAACAUAGCCAUAAUUCUCAAGUCACUCUACAUUUCCAGAAGAGAAAUCAUUGAUUCUCUCAUGGAUGGUCAUGGUUUGAAUGCCGAGACACUCGAAAAGCUCUCGAGAAUCGCUCCCACCGAAGAAGAACAAUCGAAGAUCCUCGAAUUCCAUGGAGACCCCACUAGGCUAGCAGACGCCGAGAGCUUUCUGUUCCACAUUUUGAAAGUUGUUCCGUCGGCUUUUACUCGCAUUGACGCCAUGUCGUUCAGGUCGAACUACAGUUUCGAGAUUUUGCAGCUAAAGGAGUCUAUUCGAACGCUUGAUUCGGCCUGCAAGGAGCUGAGGACUCGCGGGCUGUUCAUGAAACUAUUGGAGGCGAUUCUCAAGGCCGGGAAUCGUAUGAAUGCUGGCACUUCUAGAGGGAAUGCACAAGCUUUUAACCUCAAUUCAUUAAGGAAACUUUCUGAUGUUAGAAGCACCGAUGGAAAGACGACUCUUCUUCAUUUCGUGGUGGAAGAAGUCGUUCGGUCUGAGGGAAAACGGUGUGUUUUGAAUAGAAAUCGCAGCACGAGUCGCUCAUACUCGCGACAGAGUAGUAAUAGCAGCAGCAGCAGUAGCUCAAGUAAGACGACGAGUUUAGCAAGUCACGAAAAAGAGAAGGAAUAUGUAAUGUUGGGGUUACCGGUAGUGGGAGGUCUAAGUUCCGAAUUCUCUAAUGUAAAAAAAGCCGCAGCCAUAGAUUACGACACUUUUUCAACGACAUCCUCUGCUGUCUUGAAAAGAGCAGAGGAUGUUCGAAAACUUAUCGUGUCACAAUCCAUUAAAGGUGGAUUCGCGAGAGAGAUGGAGACAUUUCUCGACGCUGCAGAAGAGGAAGUUAAGGUUGUUGAGAGAGAACAAUUGAGGGUAAUGGAGCUCGUGAGGAAGACGACGGAGUAUUAUCAAGCGGGAACUUCGAAGGAGAAAGGAGCUCACCCAUUUCAGCUCUUUGUUAUUGUAAAGGAUUUCUUGGUCAUGGUUGAUCUUGUUUGUGUUGAAAUUGCCAGGGAUUUGCAAAAGAAGAAGAAGAGAGUGGCGGCUGAAAGUCCACGAUCGACACAACUUUCGAGCAUGAUUAGUACUACUACAUCUCCGUCGGCUCAUGUCAAUAGGCCGACGGUAAAGUUCCCUAACUUGCCAGACAAUUUCAUGUCUGACAAGUCUAGUGAUUCAGAUGAUGAUUAAUUUUUUUCGAGUAUAUAAGUUUUCAUUUUUUUUUUCUUCAUUUCUUGUACAUAGAAAAUCAAAAGAAAUAUGUAGGAUGAUUAGACUAGGAUAAGGCAAAAAAGAGUGAAAAAAAAAAAGAGGAAAAGAGUUGAUAAUGAGGGUGAUUUUUUUCUUCUUUUUUUCAUUAUUAUUAUUACUAUACAUUGUUUCAAUCU
Messenger RNA from Cannabis sativa, 2698 nucleotides. RefSeq names its product formin-like protein 4. The coding region runs from base 174 to 2501 and encodes 775 amino acids. The transcript is spliced from 2 exons. The record is from RefSeq and is a predicted model, not a curated record. Gene Ontology annotation, molecular function: actin filament binding. Gene Ontology annotation, biological process: actin cytoskeleton organization; actin nucleation. Lineage: Eukaryota; Viridiplantae; Streptophyta; Magnoliopsida; Rosales; Cannabaceae.